AUGCCAUGGGAACUCAUCGGAAGCUCGACAAGGACCUUCGUUCUUUGGGACCUAGUUAGCCAGAAGAAGGUUUUCAUGAAGGAUACCUGGAGACGCGAUUCGCGAUCAGCAGAUAAGGAAGGGGACAUCUAUCGGAUACUGAAGUCGCAUGAUGUCUCGCAUCUCGCUCCCAUGGAGUGCAGCGGGGACGUCUUGAGCACUCAUGGCAUGAGAACGCGGACGCAGGACUACAGCAAGCCAUAUCUGGGUUUACGAUUGUCCGGCUACGUCCAUUACAGGAUAGUCUUCGGUGUUGUGGGCACUAGUUUGCAUGAUUUCUCGGCUCCGCAUCAGCUUUUUUCAGCCCUGGCUGAUGCUCUGGAGGCCCACAGGGACGCGUACACUAAGGCCAAAAUCCUGCAUCGGGACAUAAGCGCUGGUAACAUCAUAUUAUCACCCACCGGCGAAGGACUGCUGAUCGAUUGGGACCAUUGUCUGAACAUGAACAAUCCGGCCAGCCUGAAGACACAGGUUGGAUUCACGGGUACCUGGGAAUUCGCUUCGGCACGACUGCUCAGAAAACCUCGCACGGAGACGCACGUCUUGGAGGACGAUCUUGAGUCGUUCUUGCAUGUUGCAACGUGGACGUCAGUUCGUAGAAUUCCGGGUGGGCUCAAGCCAAGGAAAAU
Molecule: messenger RNA, 668 nt
Organism: Coniophora puteana RWD-64-598 SS2
Lineage: Eukaryota; Fungi; Basidiomycota; Agaricomycetes; Boletales; Coniophoraceae
Exons: 3
Biological process (GO): protein phosphorylation
Molecular function (GO): protein kinase activity; ATP binding
Source: RefSeq, a predicted model, not a curated record